UGGAAGGGGUGUUGCAGGUGCUGCUGCUGGCUGUGCUCGUGCUGCUGCUCGCACUGGUGGGCGGGCGGGUGGCGCAGGUGCUGCAGACCGCCACACCCGAGGGGGACGACUUUGUGCCGACGUAGCGGCGGGCACAGCACCAGUGCGGGCCACACGAGGCGGAGUGAACGGAACGAUGGGACGUCUGGCAACACCGCAGAGCAGAGCAUGCGUACCGUGGUCAUUCAGCCAUGCCACUGCGGCUGUCCGCCCUGCCCUGCUCGCACUCACCCCAUGGCAGCGCACACCCACGGUCCACAUGCCCACCCCACCAUGUUCCAUCGUAGCACCGCACCCUCUGCCACGAAGCCAUGGAGCUGACACUGACUGACACCUGAGCACACCCUGAGGGAGAGCACAUGAGACCACUUGAGCACCUGAUACCCACAUGAGGGCACCUGAGAGCACCUGAGUGCACCUGAGCACCUGAGAGCACCUGAGAAGAGGUUGCAGUUUUGUUGUGUGAAGGAAUGUCCAUGGUGUGGUGCCAGGCACACGGUUGAGAGGUCCAUCCCAUCCCAUCUGAGCCGAGCUCCUGGACCGACCCACUGCUGCACGCGGUUUAUGCUCACCUGCCGAACAGCGGAAAUGCGCGCCUUGAUGUGCUGCCUCGUUUGAUGUGAAGCCCCCCCUUGCCUUCCCCAGUGCCUCGCACUGCAUGCUCACGUCACGGACCUUAUCCCCGCUGUUGCUGUGUGCCUUCUCCCCGCCAUGUAGGAUUUGAUGCGCAAGCAUGAGGGCUGUCCAUUGUGUAAUGUUGUCAUGAUGGGUUCAUAUAGCCUAGACUUGUGCUGUGCACUGUAACCAGACUCGUUGACUGAAAGAGGUGUAGUGGUAGGGCCAACAUGGAGGGCUUCACGUGCGGCACCGUGCAGCACCGAGAAUUGCGGGCGCGAGAGGGAAGCCGCGAAGUUGGCGCGAUCUGGCCAGAGCGGAGUCCAGCAGACCGACUUUGUUGCUGCGAGGGCUUCGCGGCGACUGCGGCCGCCACCAUCGCACACUCGAGCGUGGCGCGGGGGAUCGCCAGCUAGUUCAGGACGGCACGCACCCGCGGCAUAUAAUCUCUCUCAUUGGAAGUGAAUUUUUGGCGCGCCUGCUCCCCGCGUCUUCCGCGUAAUGGAUCCCGUUGCCGCCUCUCCCGAUAUCAACACAACGGACGGCCAGCGAUCUUCGUUGUCGCUAGCUGAAUCUGGACCGUCCGUCAGUCUCCACGUGGCGCUGCCAGAUGGCUUCUCGCUCGCCGCCGCUGUGUGCAGCUACGGAUUCUUCAUGAUGGCGCCGACCGUCUGGAUCCCGCCACGUGGCAGCGAAUCAACGGCUCCGAGGGGCCUGGAAGUGAAGAGGGAGACGGAGGAGGCGGCGGUGGCAGACCCGGGGAGAGCGGAAGCAAAGAACGGAAAGGGGGACGCGGGGCGCGAUGACGAGCGCGGUGCGACGAUGCGGGCGGCGGGGAGCGGGCAGCGUGGUGGGGCGAGGGGGAAGCGGUGGGAGAGCAUGGGAGAGGGGAGAGCGCGCGUGGGGCGCCAUGGAGAGGGCGCUGAGACUGGCGGACGGGCGCGCGGUGAUGGUGCGACUCACGCAGCAUCGGGCUGCUGACGUCGCACAGCUCGUUGUUGACGUCAUGGAGUGUGGUGGCGAUGGUGCGGCAGACCAGAAAGGGCCAGACGCUGACGUCAGCUCGUGCGCAAGUGACGUCACAAGAGAAGUUUGCAGCGCUGGUGGUGCUGCUGAUGGUCCUGGCGACGGCAGUGGCAGCAGGAGUGGUUGUGACAACAGCAGGAGCGUGCCAGUAACGAGCGGAUACUGUCUAAGAGUUAGGGUUAUGGGGCUGACUGCAAUCUCUCAAGAGGACAGAACACGGCUGUUGUGCCAGGUGCGGCGCAUGCUGCGCCUGUCCCCCGCGUGCCUCGCCUCGCUGCGCGCCUUUCAUCGCCUGCACCCCGCCGCUGCUGCCGCUGGCUUCGGUCGUCUCUUCCGCUCGCCCGCGCUGUUUGAGGACCUUGUCAAGGCGCAGCUGCUGUGCAACUGCGGGUGGGGCAGAACGCUGGCCAUGGCGCGCGCGCUCUGCCAGCUGCACGCGCACCACUUCGGCCCGCCCAUCGGCGCUCGCGAUUCCCAUGCCUGCAUAGGUGCGUUUCCCGAGCCUCACGAGCUCGCAGGCUUGGAGAUCCAAUACCUGACCAGCAGGUGCGGGCUGGGAUACCGAGGGCCACGGAUUGCCAGGCUGGCAGCUGACGUGGCAUCUGGUGCCAUUGACCUGGCAGCGCUUGAAAGGGGCUGCCUGCAGAGCGGUGUUGACGUGGCAGUGGUGGAGUGGGGAAGGGUGGAAAGCGGGGGGGCGGAGAGUGGGUGUGGGAGGGAGGAGGAGGGCGGGAUGGAACGAGCAGGAGACCUUGCUGCGCCUGCAGACGCGGGUGCGCACAGGGCCGUGGCGGCACUGGCGGCCCGCGUGUACAGCAGGAAGAGGAGGCGCGGUGCGCAGGAGCAGGGGUGUGCGGUGGAGCUGCAGAGGGGAAGAUCGGAUGGCCUGAUGCUGCCAGCGGGUGGUGGCUGCGUGCUGCCGGCCGUGGAGGCACGCAUGGUGGAGCGCCAGCAAGGGUGUAGUGCUGCAGUUGAAAGGCAGCAGUGCGGCGGUGCUGGCGCAGGCAGCCGGAAGGCGGAUGAGGCGAGGGGGCAGGGGAAGGGCAGGGCGAUGGAGGAGGCGCCGUGGGAGGAGGCGGCGAGGCGGAGGGUGCUGAAUCUGCCGGGCUUUGGGCCGUAUUCGUCCGCCAACGUGCUGCAGUGCAUGGGCGUCUUCUGCUUCGUGCCCGCCGACUCUGAGACCAUCCGCUACCUCAAGCACGUGAAGGGGCAUGCCUCGUGCACACCGCACAAUGCGGAGUCGCUGGCAGCACAGGCAUACGCCCCCUACGCGCCCUUCCAGUUCCUCGCCUACUGGUGGGAGAUCUGGCAGGACUACGAGCGUGUGUUUGGGCCCAUGGCCCACCUGUCACCAUCGCGCUACCAUCUCAUCACGGGGCACAACAUGCGCAAGGAAGGGGUGGGUAGAUUGGAGGCACAGGGAGAUGUGGAUGCGAAGCUUGCUGGUGGCGCCGAGUGGGGAGUGCAGCCAGGCAGUGCUGGCGAGCGGUCCAGAGGCAGUGUAAGCAGCGCUGCCAGCAGCGGCACGCGCUCCUCCGAUGCGGGGACCAGCGCUGGCGCUGCCAUGGCGCACGGUGGAGUGGCACCAGGAGGUGGGUGUGCGCAUGACCGCCUCCCUCAUGUGCGCGCACCCCGCAGCAUGGUCAGUGCGCCGCAUGGCAGUGCGGCUGCUGUGCCUCCAUGUGAUGCCCGUUCAACUUCAAGCCGGGCUAUGUCAGCCCGACGCCCUCCCCAGUCAACAGUUGGCCGUGCAAAGUCAGCCCGUGGCCGCGCGGAAGUACCGCAGCGUGAGGCCACUGGGAGGAGAGCGCGAGCAGCGACGAGCGGCACAGCAGACGGUGGGGGAAAGAGCGUGGCUGGCGCGGAGAUGGGGGCUGAGGGGAGCGGUGAGGACAAAAAGGCGCGUGCAGCAGGAGCAGUGGCAGCUGGGGGGCUGUGCGGCGCAGCAGCAGCAGCACUGGCAGGGGCUGCUGGGCCCAGUGCAGCAGGUGAAGCAGGAGCUGCAAGCGGUGUGGCUGCUGCCAUGGCAUGUGUGGCUGGUGGCGUGUGCACGAGGAGCAGGAGCAGGCGCCUGGCACAGGGCUCGCAGCACAGCGAGGGGAGUGGUGCAGCUGCCAGCAGCCCCCCGUUGGGGCCAGUCCUUGGUGCGAAAGAGGGGGGGGAUGUGAGCACGUGUAGGAAGCAGUGCGGGAGAGUGGCGGCGAGGCUGAAGGGGGUGAGCAGCUGGGCGUGCAGGGGGGUGCUGGAGGGGGGGUCAGGAGUCAUGGUGGUGGAGGGGGGAGGAGAAAAGGAAGGAGGACGCAGAGGAAAGUAGGAGGGGGAAAGGUGGGGACGGAUGAGAUGGGGGGGAGGGAGGUGGCUGAGGCGAGAGGAGGGGAGCAGGAGAUGGCGGUGGUGGUACAGACUGGUGAGGAGAAGGGGGGCCAGUGUGUGGGUUCGGAGGCAGUGAAGGGCGAGCAGCAGUGGAGGGAGAACGGGCAGGGGCUGCAGGGAGAAGAGCAGCGGGGCGAGGCAGGGAAGGGAGGGGCAGAGUGGGUGCAGGCAUGGGGGCACGGGGUGCAGGAGGGGCAGGGCGGAGGGAGGUGGCUCUCAGGAGGCGAAGUGGGAGUGGCGGCUGCAUGGGCUGUGGAAGCGGUGCAAGGGAGCAGUGGGAGUGAGCUAGCAGGCGGGCACGGGGGGACGGCUGUGCUGGUUGGUGCUGACAGCCACAAGUCAGCUGCCAGGUACCACCCAAACAGGCGGCUGCAGCUGUAGGACUGAGGGCGAUGUUGAGGUAGGCGUGACACGCGAGCAGGCGUCAAAUUUGAAGGGUGUUUCACCCUGAUUGCCCUUGCCAGCGGCCGCUUUUUCAGGAUCACCCUGAUUUUGUAAGGACAUUUUUUCGUGACCCUUAGUCAAAAAGUGUAAGAUUGUUUUUGUUGUGAUAAAAUCGUACUUCAGCA
Closterium sp. NIES-67 is the source of this 4622-nucleotide messenger RNA. The record is from the annotation of a GenBank genome assembly. NCBI's taxonomy places the organism in Eukaryota, Viridiplantae, Streptophyta, Zygnematophyceae, Desmidiales, Closteriaceae.